AUGACAGCCCGGAUCGAGACCAGCAUGGGGUCGUUGCGGAUCAGGCUGCACUACACCAAGACGCCUCUGACCAGCCGAAACUUCCUAGAGCUCGCCAAGUCAGGGUAUUACGACGGCUGCAUCGUCCACCGGGUCGUCAAAGGCUUCAUGAUGCAGACAGGCGAUCCCGAUCCCAGCACUUCGAACGGCAGUGGUGGGGAGUCAAUUUACGGCCCGACUUUCCAAGACGAGAUCGUCGCGAGCCUCUCCCACGAUCGAGUGGGUGUUGUAUCCAUGGCAAAUGCAGGAUUCAACACAAACUCGUCCCAGUUCUUCAUCACUUUCCAGGCCAGCGAGCACCUUGAUGGAAAGCACACGAUCUUCGGGCAAGUAGAGGAGUCGGACCUCGCAACUUUGCGGGAGAUCGAGCAGGUGAAGGUGAAGGGCGACAGGCCGUCCAAGCCAAUCAAAGUCUUUGGCAUCCACGUGGAAGAAGACCCCUGGGCUGGCCAACCGCUGCCUCCGGGGGCAGCGAUUCCUGACAAGCCGCUGGUCAACGAGGACAAGCAGUGCGCAUUGCAGUAG
This is a messenger RNA of Symbiodinium sp. CCMP2592, 564 nucleotides long. Lineage: Eukaryota; Dinophyceae; Suessiales; Symbiodiniaceae. The record is from the annotation of a GenBank genome assembly.